UUCCUCAUUCACAGAGUGAAACGAUGCGUUUAAAAGCGCGCGGAGAAGAGGAGAUGGGCAAUGGCGGUGUUGUGUUUCUGGUCUUUUUCCCCAAAUCGUUUUAGGUUUUCCAGAGUUUCUUAUCUACCGUCACAUUCCUCCAUUUUCCAUUUCGGUAUCUAGCGAAAUCAGAUCAGUAUCGUCCACCUCUCGAGAUUUGUGAUAUUACAAUACCAGAUAUUUCAUUUCAACCACUCAAGCAACUAUAAUGGGCAUAAUUAGGAGUAGCUUCCUUUUCAUUGCUGGGACGACGGUUGGGAUUUACUUGGUUCAGAAUUAUCAAAUUCCUAAUUUGAGGAAGCUAGCAGACACUGCCUUGGUACAUGCAAAGCAAGUUGAGGAGAAAUAUCGAAAGUCUAAGAAGAAGAAGGAUGACGAUGAUAUGAUUAACCAUAAAUAGAAUCAUCACCUCCCCAGUCUGGAAUUAGGUUCUGAUUUAGUAUCUUUUGAAUAUUU
This is a messenger RNA of Vigna umbellata (rice bean), 495 nucleotides long. Lineage: Eukaryota; Viridiplantae; Streptophyta; Magnoliopsida; Fabales; Fabaceae. The record is from RefSeq and is a predicted model, not a curated record.